Messenger RNA from Anastrepha obliqua, 1163 nucleotides. Its product is annotated as phosphoglycerate mutase 2-like. NCBI's taxonomy places the organism in Eukaryota, Metazoa, Arthropoda, Insecta, Diptera, Tephritidae. Gene Ontology annotation, biological process: glycolytic process. Gene Ontology annotation, molecular function: intramolecular phosphotransferase activity. Bases 130 to 1053 code for a protein of 307 amino acids. The record is from RefSeq and is a predicted model, not a curated record. The transcript has 2 exons.
UUCGUUUGCAUUUAAAAUUCAAAAUUUUAAAUUUUUGCUUUCAUUCUUGCAAUCAAUUCGAUCUUGCAACGACCAAAUAGCCAAAUCAGCUGUUUCGCUGAAUUCCGCUUUAAGAGGCUGUUGUGUAAUAUGGCAAUGCGGUUAGUCUCCCUUAAUAAAUUUCGAAGUCUAUUUACGCGACAAUUUAGCGCUUCUGAAGGAUUCUCAUAUGCCUACACACCAUGGAACCGUUCAUAUCCUGCAAAAAAGCCGACAAAUGUGCGACAGUCACACGAGCCAAGCGCAAAGACUGGAAAAUAUAAAAUUGUAAUGAUUCGUCAUGGUGAAUCAGAAUGGAAUAAGAAAAAUCAAUUUUGCGGUUGGUAUGACUCUGCUCUAAGUGAUAAAGGAAUGAAGGAGGCUAAAUCAGCUUCAAAAGCCAUAAAAGAGUGUGGCUUCAAAUUUGACAUUUGUCAUACUUCCGUGCUUUGCCGGGCUAUAAUUACAUUAGAUAUAAUCUUAAAGGAAAUCGGACAAACAGAUACGCCAAUUUGUAAAACAUGGCGUUUGAAUGAACGUCAUUACGGUGGUCUCACUGGUUUGAAUAAGGCGGAAACUGCUGCUAAAUAUGGUGAGGAGCAGGUAAAGAUAUGGCGUAGAAGUUUUGCAACUCCUCCUCCCCCUAUGGAAAAAGAUCAUCCAUACUACGACAAUAUCGUCAACGACCCACGUUAUGCAGAUGGUCCUUCAAAAGAAGAGUUUCCAUCUUUUGAAUCGCUUAAGCUGACAAUUGAGCGAACAUUGCCUUACUGGAAUGAGACGAUUGUGCCGCAAAUAAAAGAAGGAAAAUUAAUUCUAAUUUCAGCGCAUGGCAAUAGUCUGCGUGGUAUAGUCAAGCAUCUGGACAAUUUAUCCGAAGAUCAAAUUAUGGCACUGAACCUACCAACCGGAAUACCUUUUGUAUACGAAUUGGAUGAGUGCCUUAAGCCAACCGUUUCCAUGAAAUUUCUAGGUGAUGAGGAGACUGUACGGAAAGCAAUGGAGGCAGUUGCUGCUCAAGGGAAAGCCAAAUAAAUACUAACGUUAAAAAAUCUUAUAAUUAAUAAAAAUCAUAAAUUUCCGAAUAGAAAUAUAUAACGCUUUGAUAAUCAAAACACGAACAAAUACAAUAAUUUAUAACUAUA